Macadamia integrifolia is the source of this 768-nucleotide messenger RNA. Its product is annotated as sm-like protein LSM2. Gene Ontology annotation, molecular function: RNA binding. The transcript is spliced from 3 exons. Gene Ontology annotation, cellular component: U4/U6 x U5 tri-snRNP complex; precatalytic spliceosome; P-body. Bases 241 to 522 code for a protein of 93 amino acids. The record is from RefSeq and is a predicted model, not a curated record. Lineage: Eukaryota; Viridiplantae; Streptophyta; Magnoliopsida; Proteales; Proteaceae. Gene Ontology annotation, biological process: mRNA splicing, via spliceosome.
UGAAUCGGAUUUUACCAAUUUCAUGUCCGAAUCCGAACUGGUUCCAAAAAUCCGGUAAAAUUCGCGCUUUGUUCGAUUCAUAUUAAACUUCGCGUUAAAUUCGCCUGCUCAUUCACUAGGGUUACGACUUAGUUGAAUCGCUUGCAAGUUCGAAUCCCGUUCGCUAGGAUUCGUGGCAUUAGGGCUAAAAUCAACAUCGGUGAAUUCUACUUUGCUUGUUCAAGCGAUUGAGAGCUAAAGAUGUUGUUCUUCUCGUACUUCAAGGAUUUGGUGGGGAAAGAAGUUACAGUGGAGUUGAAGAAUGAUCUUGCUAUAAGAGGUACUCUUCAUUCCGUUGACCAGUACCUCAACAUAAAGCUCGAGAACACAAGGGUUGUUGAUCAAGACAAGUAUCCUCAUAUGCUUUCAGUGAGGAACUGCUUCAUCAGGGGAUCGGUCGUCAGAUACGUUCAGCUACCGCCUGACGGAGUUGACAUUGAUAUCCUUCACGAUGCCACAAGGAGGGAAGCUCUUGGUGGCUGACUGCUAGUAGAACAGAUUAGAUAAAUUGGUCAUGUGGUGGUUAUAACUAAUUGCUGUGGAGCUUUCAAAUGUAUCAGUUUUAGGUUUCUGUAUACCUGGUAAUUUCGGGUUAAUUUCAGUGUCUUUUAUCAGAAAAAAGGAAAACAUGUGAUUUCCCCCACUGACAUACAUUGGUCAUGUGGUUCUCUUUGUGAUCAUUCUCUAGCCAGCGAUACAUGCACCUUUCAGGCAUUUAUUCUUCCAAAA